Molecule: messenger RNA, 1421 nt
Organism: Ictidomys tridecemlineatus (thirteen-lined ground squirrel)
Lineage: Eukaryota; Metazoa; Chordata; Mammalia; Rodentia; Sciuridae
Source: RefSeq, a predicted model, not a curated record
AUGCUGCUGGCUCUGGCCCGAACCGGGCGGAGGAAGCCGGCGAGGGCGGAGGCGGCGGCGGCAAAGGAGGAGGUCGCGGCUGCAGGCGCCGCUGGAGCUACCGCCUCAGCUGCUGCGGCGAUCGCCGCUGGAGAAGCCCGGGCCCGGGCGGGAGUCCGAGCUGGAGUCGGGGCCGUAGCCCGAGCGGGAGCCGAGGCCGGGACCGCCCUCGCCGCCGCUGCUGUCCCAGUGGGAGCCCUCGUGGGGCUCGGGAGUGCUGGGAACCGGCUGAGCCGAGCAGGACGCCGGGCGAGGCUGCCGGUGGCGAUCAGGGAGCGCGGGUGUCGGGGGGCCAGGUCCAGGGCCGGACGCAGCCAGCCAUUCAGGAAGGCAGCGCUGGAGAGCGGGAGGCAGCCGGCGAGGAAGAUCACACACUUUGCUCUUUUUGUUGUGCCGGUGGCGCCGGGCUCUCGCUGCCUUCUUCUUUCAAGAGGUGACGGAAGGGGGAGAAAAAUACAAGAUAAUUCACGCCGGCGACGAAUUCACAGCGAAAUAGAAAAAAAUAAAAAUCAGAAGAAAAUAAUUGCAAAAAAAAGGAAAAAGAAAAAGCAAGAGAGACAUCCAAAGCAGGGAUUCAGAAACGGAAAUACCAUCACCUUCCAGCCAAACUGUUGUGAGGACCGAUUGCAGGGGAAUUGGGGCUCCAGAUGUUGCACCAGAGUCGCUGCAAGUGUGAGCAGGGAAAAACAGUGAAGCCACAUCAGCCUGGAAGCUCCUCAUACAUCGAUAAGACAGUGUGUCUUCUAGAGCCUAUGAACUGCUUCCAGAACUUGGGGGACAGCCAGUGAAUUUCUGCUUCAAAUCACCUCUCACUGGAAAUAGAACCAUUGGAGAAUCAUCUUGUUACCUUCAGUGAAGGAAACAAAUCAAGGCACUGAGAAUGCCACAGCGGUGGGCAGCCACACCAGCUUUGCGGAGGAAGUUUUCAAGACAGUGCAGUUCAUGAGCCAGAAACCAGCAAAGACUGAACCCAUCCUUUUCGUUUCAGCUGCUCCUUAAAUUAAUGCAACCCCUUCAAAUUAAUGUGAAUUGAAACAUGCAUUGCCUUUCAACUUAAUUGAGUACUUACUAUGUGUGAAUCACUGCACAAAAUAGGGGAGAGAAAUAGAGGGAGACAAAUAAGAUGUGGAGCCUGCCUUCAAUGAAUUUACAAUUAGUUUCAGGAUGCUUAUUUUUUUCUUCUGCUCUUAAUUAGGUGUGUCCCCAAGACAAGAAACAAAUGAGUGGAAAAGUGUAUUCUGUAAGUAUUUAAAGUCCCAUUAAUGAAAAACAAAAUUAAACAAAUUAUAACAACACAACAAACUCAUGUGGGCUACUCAGGACAUUUUAAUUUCAUUUUUUUUUUGGUUCAACUUUUGAUGAAUAAAUUCUAUUUUAUUUUA